CACGGACACGAUGCCGGGUACCCGGACUCGUCUAUAAAGCGGUCCAGGAAGGCCACGGACACCAGGAAGACGAGGGUCCGGUCUCCCGCUCCCCCCAAGGACAACUAUUCCUCGACCGCCCAAUCCCAGACGCUUCCAGACGCUUUCCCGGCCCAGACUUGGGAAGAGGCCAACGGGACAAAAUGUGCAAAGGCCUGGCGGCCCUGCCCGCCUCUUGCUUGAGAAGCGCGAAGGACAUGAAACAUCGCCUCGGCUUCUUGCUGCAGAAGACGGACUCCUGCGACCAAGGGGCUUCUCCCGCCAAGGCAGAGAAAACCCCUUCUUCUCCCAGGGUGAGUCGUGAGGAGGCCAGAAGAUGGGCCGAAUCUCUGGAAAACCUCAUCUCCCAUGAAUGCGGUCUGACGGCCUUCCGGGCUUUCCUGAAGUCGGAAUACAGCGAGGAGAACCUGGAAUUCUGGAUCAGCUGUGAGGACUACAAGAAAACGCCGAGUCCGGACCAACUCCGCCCCAAGGCCGAGAAGAUCUACGAGGAUUUCAUCUCGGUGGAGGCGACCAAAGAGGUCAACCUGGACUCGAGCACCCGGGAGGAGACCAGCCGGAAUAUGCGGGAUCCCACCGCGGCCUGCUUCGACGAAGCCCAGAGGAAGAUUUUCCACCUCAUGGAGAAAGACUCCUACGGCCGCUUCCUCAAAUCCCCCUUCUACUUGGGCUUCGUGGGGGGCGAGGAGAGGAAGGGGUCCCGAACCCGGACCCCGGCCUCCAACUGGCCCGCACUCGUGUCCCAGUGCGCCUAGGCGUCCCCCCCGCUCCCAUCCUCCCUGACUCGGCCUUCCCUGAAGCGGAUCGACACAUCCACCCGCUUCCCAAGCGCUCAGUCCAGCGCUCGGCACACAGUCAGCGCUCAAUAAAUACGACGGGUUGAAU
Tachyglossus aculeatus (Australian echidna) is the source of this 924-nucleotide messenger RNA. RefSeq names its product regulator of G protein signaling 4 (gene RGS4). The transcript has 5 exons. The coding region runs from base 183 to 794 and encodes 203 amino acids. NCBI's taxonomy places the organism in Eukaryota, Metazoa, Chordata, Mammalia, Monotremata, Tachyglossidae. The record is from RefSeq and is a predicted model, not a curated record.